Klebsormidium nitens is the source of this 2070-nucleotide messenger RNA. The record is from the annotation of a GenBank genome assembly. NCBI's taxonomy places the organism in Eukaryota, Viridiplantae, Streptophyta, Klebsormidiophyceae, Klebsormidiales, Klebsormidiaceae.
CAACCCUGACUCAAGAUCUCUGAUUUGUUCGCGAAAUGGAGCCAUGGGGGCCGCCUUUCCCAUGACUAGAGCUCACCCGCUCAUCCUUCCUAGCUUGAGCUGCCAGCUUGAGCUUGAUCUUCUAGCGGCUCAACACUGAUAGGUCAAGAUGGAGCAACCACUGCUGCCUGGCGAGGGGGUGACCGGUUCUCUGCGGAGUCAAAAUGGGGUCUGCGCACCGUAUGAUCCCGGGCCAGGGUUGCCGCCAGGGGCAAUCGGCCCCGCACUGCCGGGCACCCCUUGUGCAGAUUCCAGAGAACAGUCAGACGAAGAGGCUGCGGCAGACGAGCCGCUGCAUAAACUCUCGGGCAUGCAGCAAGUCCGACGAGAAGCGCACAAGCAGUGGCGGCUUGCGCUGCCCAUCUGCACGAUGAAUGUUUUCAACGUCCUCCUGGCGAUGGUCAGCGUGAUCUUCGUGGGGCAUCUGGGCGCAAAGGAACUUGCGGCGGGGGCGUUGGCGACGGGCGUAGCAAAUGUGACGGGCAUAGCGGUCCUCGAAGGGCUGUCAGGGGCAAUCGGCACAUUCUGCGGCCAGGCGUUUGGGGCGGGCCAGUACAUGCAACUGGGCCACGUGUUGCAGCGGGGCUUGAUAAUUAACACGCUGUUCUGCAUCCCCAUUGCCGCACUGUGGAUCCAUGCGGAGCAGAUUCUGCUGCUGUGGGGCCAGAGCCCCAGGCUGGCGGCCAUGGCCACACAGUACAUGGUGCGCCUCAUCCCGGGGCUGCUCGGCUCCGCGUGGCUCUACCCCACCGCGCAGUUCAUCCAGGCGCAGGGCAUCACUGUGCCCCAGGCGUUGACCUCUGGGGUGACCCUCGCCCUGCACAUCCCGUCCUCCUAUGUCUUCAUCUACGGUCUCAACCUCGGCUUCACCGGGGCUGCCAUCGCCAACUCUGUCAGCUGUUUCUUUUCGUUUAGCCUCCUUGUCGCGUACUUGAUGUUUGAGCGGUCGGGCAUCCUGAAGCGCUGCUGGCCGGGCUGGUCCCUGCUCUGCUUCACGGAGUGGGCGCCCUUCCUCAGCAUCGCCGUGCCGGCAUGCCUCAUGACCUGUUUGGAGUGGUGGUGCAUGCAGCUGAUCACCAUCUUGUCGGGCCUGCUCCCCGACCCCGAGGUCCAGGUGUCCGCCAUGACCAUCUGCUUCAACACCGCCGCGCUCUGCUUCAUGCUGCCCCUCGGCCUCUCCACCGCCGUCAGCGUGCGCGUGAGCAACGAGCUGGGCGCGGGCAAGCCGGGGCGCGCGCGGCUGGCGGUGCAGACGAGCAUGAGCAUCGCGCUGGUGCUCGGGGUGGUUCUGGCAGGCAUCCUGCUCGCGCUGCGCAACAAGUGGGCGCUCGUGUUUGCGGACCCGCGCGAGGUGCACCUCAUCGCGCUCGUGGCCAAGAUCAUGCCGCUCCUAGUUGUCUCCCAGUUCGGGGUGGGACUGCAGGCCAUUCUCUCAGGUGUCCUGCGCGGCUCCGGGCAGCAGUUCGUGGGGUCGGUGAUCAACUUCGUGAGCUACUACGGCAUCGCGGUGCCGGCCAUGGUGUUGUUCGCCUUCCGCCUGGACCUGCGGUUGCAGGGCCUCUGGUUCGGCCUCAUGCUGGGCGUGGGCCUGCAGACGCUCAUGCUGCUCAUCCUCACCUGCCGCACGGACUGGAGCCUUCAGGCCGACCGAGCUAGAAAACGAGUAGAAGCCAUAGCGCGAGACCGGUAUAGCCCUGUAUUGUGUUGACAGCAGUGGGCUCUGGCCAUCACUUCCUCCAGCGUAGCUAGUCAGGCACGCAGUCGAUCAGUCCAGGCAUAAAUGAUGUCAUACUUUGAUCACGGAAGGUACAACCAACUCGGGGCCUUGUGCGGAAUGGUGCGUCAUUGGGGCUCAAUGUUGAGCAACGUAUAUUGUAAUAUAGAUCUUACAAAUUUGGAUCGGGUAACUGUGACACGGGUCCAUUUGCAGUACAGUCUGUGCACUGAGCAGAGCUGAACGUGAGGCAGACGAUUUGCGGCAUGAUCUGCUGGACUUAGCAUAAUUCGUAAUUCCAUGCUCGACAACUGAAA